AAACAUGAAAAAAAAACUGUUCCUCCCUUAUAAUUGGAAAUUUAUAUUUAUAAGCGAUUAAAAAUAUGUAUAUAAUCAGAGAACGUUAAUAAAUAUUCAUUUACGUUCUCUGGUAGUGUGAAAUACGAUUCUAAUUAGAAGAGGCAAUUGCGAAAACGUGAACAAAACAUAUACAAUAAAUUCGGUCAAGUGUCAAACGUCAAAAUCAGCAAAACUAAUCGGGUGAUUGACUUUUGGUGUUGCAUUUGAUUUUAUAGUGUACUGUCACGAGAGAACGUAUGAAUUUACGUUCUUUGCUGUCACUACGUUAUCGUCGUGUCGAAAGACGAAUCUCUGGAAGUGAUUAGAACUAGUUUAAACUUAAAAAGUUAUUUAGUAAUUCAUUAAUUAAAAUGCAGGGAGUUUCGAGUUUAGUGAAAACAACAAUUCCAGACUACUUGUCCAACUUGCCAAUUCCCGAUUCUUUCACCGGUUGGUUCAAAUUGUCAUUUAAGGAUUGGUUGGCGCUCAUUCCACCCACUGCCGUUGUUGCUGGUCUUGGCUAUGUUUCAUAUUUAGCAUUUUGUCCAGCCGCGCGAAAGGGCUGCAGCGGUUCGGGUCGCUGUAAUCAAUCUAUACGGAAAUCAGAAGCAAAGGUGGUGGAUAUGAUUGACAUUGAAAAUAUUGCCGAAAAGGCAGCUUUUUGUCGGUGCUGGAAAACUAAGAACUGGCCCUAUUGUGAUGGCAGUCAUGGUGAACAUAAUAAACAAACUGGAGAUAACGUUGGACCCGUUGUUUUACAAAGGAAGAAGUAAGCUAUAGUUCCGUUCGUUGUUAACGACGCUAGCUGCAGUCAACUGUUGUUGGUUUCAUUGUGCCAACCGCUACGAUGACAAAAUAUACGGAGAUAUAUGGAGAACAUUAUAAUAAUAGUUGAUUGAAUUUAAUAUUAGCAGUUGGUUUAUUUUUUUAAUUUCUCUUACUAAACGCAUUUUUUUCAACAGAAAAUUCUAAUGAUCCGUUAUAUGUCAAAAGACUUCCCAAAAAAGAAAAAAUAGUUAAAAACUUGCUUUGGAAGCAUAUUAAGCGAGCUAAAGUUGUCCUAUAAUAUUGAAAAUAUGUGCUACUUAUACAAUAAAUUAUAAUCAAAUUACAAAAA
Messenger RNA from Bactrocera oleae (olive fruit fly), 1138 nucleotides. RefSeq names its product CDGSH iron sulfur domain 2 (gene Cisd2). Gene Ontology annotation, molecular function: 2 iron, 2 sulfur cluster binding. Gene Ontology annotation, biological process: regulation of autophagy. Gene Ontology annotation, cellular component: intracellular membrane-bounded organelle; mitochondrial outer membrane. The record is from RefSeq and is a predicted model, not a curated record. NCBI's taxonomy places the organism in Eukaryota, Metazoa, Arthropoda, Insecta, Diptera, Tephritidae.